Asparagus officinalis (garden asparagus) is the source of this 704-nucleotide messenger RNA. RefSeq names its product pentatricopeptide repeat-containing protein At3g29230-like. The record is from RefSeq and is a predicted model, not a curated record. The transcript has a single exon. Lineage: Eukaryota; Viridiplantae; Streptophyta; Magnoliopsida; Asparagales; Asparagaceae. Gene Ontology annotation, molecular function: RNA binding; protein binding. Gene Ontology annotation, biological process: RNA modification. The annotation marks the transcript as partial.
UGGAACGUGAUGAUCGUUGGUCUUGGGACUAACGGUCGUGGAGUAGAAGCCCUCGAGCUUUUCUAUCAUAUGCUAAAGCAAGGAGCUCCGAUGGAUGAUUUAACUUUUCUCGGCGUUCUGACUGCAUGCACUCAUACGGGCCUAGUGGACGAAGGGUUCGACAUCUUUCAUAGGAUGAAGAAUGAAUUUGGCAGCGAGCCCAAAAUCGAGCAUUAUGGAUGCAUUGUUGAUCUCCUCGGUCGAUCUGGGAGAUUAGAGGAGGCUAGAAUUUUCAUUGAGACAAUGCCGAUGGAGCCAACUCCUGCACUUUGGGUGUCCCUUCUUGCAUCUUGUCGAACUCAUCGGUGUGUGGACUUGGCAGAGAAAGUUGUAGACGAGCUUGUGAGAAUCGGAGAGGACGAUGGAGGGGUUUAUGUUCUUAUGUCGAAUAUUUAUGCGGAUGAAGGGAUGUGGACUGAUGUGUGGAGGAUGAGGAGGUUGAUGAAGGCGAGGGGGAUGAAGAAGGAGACUGGGAGGAGUGUGAUUGAGUUGGAUGGGGUUGUUCAUGAGUUUGUGAAGAGGGGGAUGAAGAAGGAGACUGGGAGGAGUGUGAUUGAGUUGGAUGGGGUUGUUCAUGAGUUUGUGAAUGGAGAUUGCUUGCAUUCUUGUAAGGAGUGGAUUUAUGAUGUUGCUCGGAGGUUGUCUAAUGAAAUGGUGUUCGUAAG